AUGGAUUCUCUCGAGUUAAGUCUUCCUCGAGGAUACACAGUCCAUCACGGUUAUCCAUCGGUUCCACAAUACCUAAAUCUCCGAUCAUCGUCCGGGCUCUCUCCCAAAACUUCAUCCCAGGCAGAGGCAGUCUCCACCGGGAGCUGGUUCGGGUGUUAUAUUACUUGCGAUGUUAAUGGAGUCCCACAGCCGAUCGGAAUGGGACGGGUGAUUGGGGAUGGCGGUUGGUAUUUUCACAUCGCAGACAUGGCCGUCCAUCCAGAACACCAGAAGAAAGGCCUUGGGAAUGUGAUUUUGAAGACUUUACUUCAGGAGAUCAAAAACCGGGCACCUGCCGAUGGCAAGCCUUAUAUCUCAUUGCUGGCGGAUGAGGCUGGUCGGAAAUUAUACUUCAAAAACGGAUUCGUGGAAUCGGCCCCUGAGGAGAUGGGAAUGGUUUUCAAACCAUAG
Messenger RNA from Penicillium longicatenatum, 450 nucleotides. Its product is annotated as GNAT family N-acetyltransferase. Gene Ontology annotation, biological process: UDP-N-acetylglucosamine biosynthetic process. Gene Ontology annotation, molecular function: monosaccharide binding; glucosamine 6-phosphate N-acetyltransferase activity. Gene Ontology annotation, cellular component: endoplasmic reticulum-Golgi intermediate compartment; endoplasmic reticulum; Golgi apparatus. NCBI's taxonomy places the organism in Eukaryota, Fungi, Ascomycota, Eurotiomycetes, Eurotiales, Aspergillaceae. The transcript has a single exon. The coding region runs from base 1 to 450 and encodes 149 amino acids. The record is from RefSeq and is a predicted model, not a curated record.